This is a messenger RNA of Bombyx mandarina (wild silkworm), 544 nucleotides long. RefSeq lists its product as uncharacterized. Lineage: Eukaryota; Metazoa; Arthropoda; Insecta; Lepidoptera; Bombycidae. The record is from RefSeq and is a predicted model, not a curated record.
AUGACUUUGCUUGCCGUCCUGCAGUUCAGAGAAGAAGAUGCGCUCUAUCCACUCUUUCCUCCGCCAUGCAGGAUAUAUGACCGCACCACCGAAGCUGCCGACGCAUUAAAUGUAGUAGGUAAGAACACCUGUCUCGGGAACGAAAGGUGUGCUCGGGCUUGCGGGAGCGAGACGACUCUACGUAAGGUUUGUGCGUUAGACAGAGAUAUAGGAUGCGCGCGCAAUGUGUCGGCACGCCCGCCGCGCGUCCCGCUCGCUCGCCAGUCUAGCCGAACCGAAAACGUUAGUCUUUCGCGCGAAGAAGCAGCGCUAGUACGUGCCGCUCUAUGCUUCGACGUGACCGACGCAGUCUCCGUAACCGACGUUCGGAAAAUUGUGCAUGUGCGUUUUCCGAAGAGCAGUGUGUGUGAUUGUGAGAUGUGCUAUUGUUUUCUAGGAUUAACUCAUUCGAAGAGGAUCAUCCAACUCGUAUGAAGAUUCUAGUGCUAAAGCACUGAACAAUAAAUUCGCCGCUAGGUGUAGUAAAUACGUUUCAUUAAGAAAC